Mangifera indica (mango) is the source of this 2318-nucleotide messenger RNA. RefSeq names its product BTB/POZ domain-containing protein At5g66560-like. The coding region runs from base 275 to 2233 and encodes 652 amino acids. The record is from RefSeq and is a predicted model, not a curated record. The transcript is spliced from 4 exons. Lineage: Eukaryota; Viridiplantae; Streptophyta; Magnoliopsida; Sapindales; Anacardiaceae. Gene Ontology annotation, molecular function: protein binding.
UUGACGUCUGCCAGAGGGAGUGGUUGAGAUUUUUCAAAUAAAGAUAAAGAAAUUUUAUUGUAAAGCAAUUAUAAUAAAUAAUCAUAUGAUCCCUUUUUCGAAAUGGGUUCAGGCUUUCGUUUGUCCCUUCCCACUGGUUUUCUGAUUCCACAACCCAUUUUUCUUCUCUCUUUCUUUUAUAUUAAACUCAACCAUACCAUUCAUUCACUUUACCCAUCCAAAUUCUUUAGGGUUUCUAUGGAUCUGAACUAGUUUCUGAUUAGAGAACACAAGAAUGUCUGAGAAAAUGGCUGCCGAGAAGCCCACGACUAGCUCUGCCUCUGCCUCUGCUUCUAAAGGCCAAGCAUGGUUUUGUACUACUGGUUUACCUAGUGACAUUGUGAUCGAAGUCGACGAUAUGACCUUUCAUCUUCACAAAUUUCCUCUAAUGUCCAAGAGUCGAAAGCUUCACCAAAUGAUAACCGAACAAGAAACAAAUCCUUCAACCAGUAUAGUAAGAGAAGAGGCAGCACGAACUGAAAUCGAAGAAGAAGAAGAAGAAAUUACCUGCAACAUCAGUUUCCCUGACUUCCCGGGAGGAUCAGAAACCUUCGAGAUGGUGGCCAAGUUCUGUUAUGGUGUUAAAAUGGAGCUCUCCUCUUCUACGGUGGCGCCUCUGCGAUGCGCUGGAGAGUAUCUCGAAAUGACUGAAGACUACGCCGAAGAUAACCUUAUAUCCAAGACGGAGAGGUAUUUCGCUCAAUCCGUUUUCAAGAGCUUAAAGGAGUCAAUUAAAUGCUUGAAAUCCUGCGAAAAGGUCAUCUCAUUAGCGGAGAGUUUAAACAUUAUCCACAGAUGUAUAAACUCAAUUGUUUCAAGAGCUUCAUCUGCAGAUCCCGCUUUGUUUGGCUGGCCGGUUACUGAAGGCGGAGGAACUUCAAAUCAAGGUUUAUGGAACGGAAUCGAAAACGGUCUACGAAGAAGAGGCGCAAAACUCUCAGAAUCUCACUCCUGGUUUGAAGAUCUCUCGCUCUUGAGCUUGUCUCUGUUUAAGCGCUUAAUGAAUGCAAUGAAAGAGGGAGAUCUGAGUCAGGAAAUUAUUGAAAGCUGCUUAAUGCAUUACGCUAAAAAGUACAUUCCAGGCUUAUCAAGAGCAAGCAGAAAGCCGAGUUCAUCCUCAACAAUACAUUCAGAGACUGAACAGAGAGAGCUAUUAGAAACCGUAAUUGUUAAUCUUCCUUUAGAGAAGAGCGCUGCUGCCGCGUCAACAACCGCAACGAGGUUUUUAUUCGGUUUACUUAGAGCUGCUAAUAUACUAAACGCAUCCGAAUCCUGUCGUUCUGCCUUAGAGAAGAAAAUCGGAUCUCAGCUCGAUCAAGCCACACUUGAUGAUCUGCUAAUCCCUAGCUAUUCCUAUCUGAACGAAACUCUGUAUGACGUUAAUUGCAUUGAAAGAAUUUUAGGUUACUACUUGGAGGGAUUGCAAAUUCAACAAAAUCAGGACGAAACUGCAAGAUCUCCGCCGUUAAUGCUCGUCGGUAAAUUGUUCGACGGUUAUCUCUCAGAGAUCGCAUCUGAUACUAAUCUCAAACCGGACAAAUUCUACAAUUUAGCAACCUCUCUUCCCGAUCAAGCUAGACUCUUCGACGACGGACUUUAUAGAGCUGUGGAUCUUUAUCUUAAGGCGCAUCCGUGGUUACCGGAGGCGGAGCGUGAAAAGAUUAGCGGAAUAAUAGACUGCCAGAAGCUGACACUAGAGGCGUGCACACACGCGGCGCAGAAUGAGCGUUUACCUGUAAGAGCGGUGGUUCAGGUUUUGUUUUUUGAGCAGUUACAGUUACGCCACGCCAUUGCAGGCACUCUAUUGGCGGCAGAGACGGCGCCACAGGAAUUGGGGAGAACGUCAGGAUUAAGGCAGGAGGAGGAGGAGGCAGAGGUAGAAGCAAAAGAAGAGGAAGUAGUUGGUGGAGAGGCGAGUGGAAGUGCCACGUGGAGAGCAGCAGUGAGGGAGAACCAAGUGCUACGGUUGGAUAUGGAUAGCAUGAGGACGCGGGUGCAUCAGCUAGAAAGGGAGUGUUCGACGAUGAAGAAGGUGAUCGAGAAGAUCGAAAAGAAGGGUGGUCCAGGUGGCGGUUGGAGAGAGUCAGUGAAUAGGAAGUUUGGGUGUAAGUUCAAAACACAGGUCUGUGAUUCACACGAACAAACGGUUGUGGACAACAGAAAGGGACGGCAACACCAGCGCCAACAACAGUAGACCUUCAAUUGCUUUUUAAUGCGGUGUACACUGCACAUGUACUCCCUACAAUUUAAUUUAAAGGAAAUAAAAUUGAAUUAGAUGA